This is a messenger RNA of Homarus americanus (American lobster), 1251 nucleotides long. RefSeq names its product flocculation protein FLO11-like. The transcript is spliced from 3 exons. Lineage: Eukaryota; Metazoa; Arthropoda; Malacostraca; Decapoda; Nephropidae. Bases 1 to 1251 code for a protein of 416 amino acids. The record is from RefSeq and is a predicted model, not a curated record.
AUGGCCACCUUUAGCGCCGUCUACAGAAGUCUUCAGGAGUUGGUUCUUCCCCUCGGGCUAAGCCUUCCCACCCCUAUAGUUUUGAAAGUGAGGUCAAGUGCCAUUGUGUGCCGCGGUGGGUCCUGCCAGAGUGAUCACGAGAGCGGAACGAAGCUCCCUAGUCCUGGACCACAGAUGGGCUCACGGCUCAAGUGGGGCGGCCAUGAAAAACAUCUCGUACCUCAACACAAGUACCUCAACACAAGUACCACAACACAAGUACCUCAACAAGAGUACCUCAACACAAGUACAACAACACAAGUACCUCAACACAAGUACCACAACACAAGUACCACAACACAAGUACCACAACACAAGUACCUCAACACAAGUACCUCAACACAAGUACCACAACACAAGUAUCUCAACACAAGUACCUCAACACAAGUACCUCAACACAAGUACCACAACACAAGUACCACAACACAAGUACCUCAACACAACUCAACACAAGUACCACAACACAAGUACCACAACACAAGUACCACAACACAAGUACCACAACACAGAGUACCACAACACAAGUACCACAACACAGAACCACAACACAAGUACCACAACACAAGUACCACAACACAAGUACCACAACACAAGAACCACAACACAAGUACCACAGCUUACAAGUACCACAACACAAGUACCACAACACAAGUACCACAACACAAAGUACCACAACACAAGUACCACAACACAAGUACCUCAACACAAAUUACCACAACACAAGUACCUCCAACACAAGUACCACAACACAAUUACCACAACACAAGUACCACAACACAAGUACCUCAACACAAAUUACCACAACCUACCACAACACAAGUACCACAACACAAGUACCACAACACAAGUACCACAACACAAAUUACCUCAACACAAAUUACCUCAACACAAGUACCACAACACAAAUUACCACAACACAAGUACCACAGCACAAGUACCACAACACAAGUACCUCAACACAAGUACCACAACCACAAGUACCUCAACACAAAUUACCACAACACAAGGUACCACAACACAAGUGCCUCAACACAAGUACCACAACACAAAUUACCACAACACAAGUACCACAACACAAGUACCACAACACAAGUACCACAACACAAGUACCACAACACAAGUACCACAACACAAGUACCACAACACAAGAACCACAACACAAGAACCACAACACAAGUACCACAACACAAGUACCACAACACACUCAAUUGA